Rhizoctonia solani is the source of this 1404-nucleotide messenger RNA. RefSeq names its product cytidine and deoxycytidylate deaminase zinc-binding region protein. The record is from RefSeq and is a predicted model, not a curated record. Bases 1 to 1404 code for a protein of 467 amino acids. The transcript has 7 exons. Lineage: Eukaryota; Fungi; Basidiomycota; Agaricomycetes; Cantharellales; Ceratobasidiaceae.
AUGUCCAGCAUUCAAAUUCGCAUCCAAACCUUGCAAUCUCGUGUUGAAGAACUGGAAGCUACGCUGAGUAACAUGACUGUGCAAGCCCCUCGACCUAGUAUUCAACCUUCAAAAUCGUCCCCUCGUUCCUCUUUGAUUGAUCCUCAAUCUGGAGAAGUAGCCGGCUGGUUGCAAGAUAUUCUGCGGCCAACUAUGAUCGCCAACAGACGUCACUACAAUCUUUAUCUCGACAUUGAGACCCUCAGGUCACCACCCAAACCCCUGCUGCAUGCUAUGAACCUCGUAGCGUCUCACAUUCUUAGCCUUUCGGCAGACUCAGACACCCGCCCAACGCUUCAGGAGCUGGAGGAGCUCAAGUCUUUGUUGUUGAAACAAGUCCAUAGCGGCGUUCAUACAUCCCUUGAAUGUGCACGCGAUCUCAUUGCCGGAGUAGUCUGUGCGCCUGCGCUUGCCGCACAGUACUUGCUCCAAGUCGGCAAAUUCACUGAAGCCCACUGGUUAGCCAGUAGUGCUGUUAGAUUCGCGGUAUCGUGCGGGCUGCAUACUAUUGUGGGGCAUCGCUGGAAUAACGAGAGUGGUGGCAGCAGUCCAGGAAGUACAACAUCCUCCGGCUCAAGUAGCACAUUCCUGGUGCCAGCCUCCAGUUUCCGAGAGCACUAUGAUCGAUGCAUGUCCUGGUGGUUGGCGUUUUCUGCCGAUGGAAUAGUAGAGAUAGUCGCCAAAUUGCCCUCUGCUCUACGACCUGAGCUACGUGCUUGCAUCGGGGAUACAGAGUCUGGAGUAGGAAGAAAUAGAAAGGUAACUGCCUCGUUCCCACUCAGGGAAGAUGUGUAUGAAGGGAACACCCACCAACUAGAAGUGCCUAGCCCUACUAUUGGCGAGUUACUCUUAGGGGGUCACGGUGGCAUUCAAGAUUAUAGCAUGGGCUCCACAUUCGCGAUGCGCUUGAAAAGUAUGGCAUUUUUUGAAGCUACAGCAUUGCUUGAUGAGGAUUUUCGGGCCGGCCAGUCAUUUGGACCUGAUACGCGUCGGCGCAUAGACCAGAGCCUUUCAAGGUUUAUCGAAACACUUCCUGGUUUAGAGUACCACGAACCCGCUCACGCUACUGUCCCGCAUACGAAUGAUGCGCCCAUUAACCCAAACAUUAUAGUGACAUACAUGCUCGCAUACUCGGCCAAGAUCCGCUUGCAUAGUGCGUCCCCUGAAACUUGCCUAGACGUGGCUUUGUUGGUAGGACGUUUGGCCAGUGCAUUUGGUACGGUGCCACAUUUCGGUGUAGCGCCCCUCGUCGUUAGAUGUUGCUCGGACGCACUCCAUGUGAUUACCUCGGUUAUCGGUAUCCAUGAUGAACAACCCUCCGAGGCUGAUGCUCUACGCCUCUUGCUCAGUUCGCUUGGUCGCUAA